Messenger RNA from Salvelinus namaycush (lake trout), 6380 nucleotides. Its product is annotated as G protein-coupled receptor kinase 6-like. NCBI's taxonomy places the organism in Eukaryota, Metazoa, Chordata, Actinopteri, Salmoniformes, Salmonidae. Gene Ontology annotation, cellular component: plasma membrane; cytoplasm. Gene Ontology annotation, biological process: regulation of signal transduction; signal transduction; protein phosphorylation. The record is from RefSeq and is a predicted model, not a curated record. Gene Ontology annotation, molecular function: G protein-coupled receptor kinase activity; ATP binding. Bases 142 to 1875 code for a protein of 577 amino acids. The transcript has 16 exons.
UGGAGGUACUACGGGGAGAGAACGACGGAGCGGAGAGUCAUUCAGGGUUAAAAUAUUCCGCCUUGGGGGGUGGGGGAGGACAUACUUCACUGCCAACCCGGUGACAAGGUUGGGUCUGCGGUGCCUGCAACCCAGGAAAACAUGGAGCUCGAGAAUAUCGUGGCCAACACAGUCCUGUUGAAAGCAAGAGAAGGAGGUGGUGGAAACAGAAAAGGAAAGAGCAAGAAAUGGAAACAGAUGCUUCAGUUCCCCCACAUCAGCCUGUGUGAGGAGCUCCGGCAAACUACAGAGAAAUACUAUAACAGCCUUUGUGAGCGGCAGCCAAUCGGACGCAUGCUCUUUCGGCAGUUCUGUGAAACCCGGGUUGAGCUGAGGCGCUGUGUCAAAUUCCUGGACACUGUGGCAGAGUAUGAGGUCAGUCCAGAUGAGAAGAGGAGGGAGUGUGCUCAGGAGCUCCUAGACAAGUACUUCAGCCCAAAGUCAGAGGAUCAUGUCCCCGAGUUGGGGGAGGAAAUGAUGGGUCAGUUUACAGAGAGACUGGAGCAGGAGCAGGAGCCCUGUAAAGAACUCUUCAACGAGUGCACCAAACUGAUCCAUGACUACCUGAGCGUGGCUCCCUUCGCAGACUACCUCGACAGCAUGUACUAUAACCGAUUCCUGCAGUGGAAGUGGCUGGAGAGGCAGCCAGUCACCAAGAACACAUUCCGACAGUACAGGGUAUUAGGAAAGGGAGGCUUUGGGGAGGUGUGUGCUUGCCAGGUGCGAGCCACAGGAAAGAUGUACGCGUGUAAGAAGUUGGAGAAGAAGAGGAUUAAGAAGAGGAAAGGAGAGUCCAUGGCCUUGAACGAGAAGCAGAUUUUAGAGAAAGUCAACAGUAGGUUUGUAGUGAGUCUAGCGUACGCCUAUGAGACGAAGGACGCUCUGUGUCUGGUGCUCACCCUGAUGAAUGGGGGAGACCUCAAGUUCCACAUCUACCACAUGGGAGACGCCGGCUUUGAGGAGAAGAGGGCUGUGUUCUACUCUGCCGAGCUGGCCUGUGGCCUGGAGGACUUGCACAGAGAGAGGAUCGUCUACAGGGACCUGAAGCCUGAGAACAUACUAUUGGACGACCAUGGCCAUAUCCGGAUAUCAGACCUGGGGUUGGCUGUCCACGUGCCCGAGGGAGAGACUAUCAAGGGUCGAGUUGGCACCGUUGGGUACAUGGCUCCGGAGGUGGUUAAGAAUGAGCGCUACACAUUCAGCCCAGACUGGUGGGCGCUGGGCUGUCUGCUGUAUGAGAUGAUCGAGGGCCAGUCUCCCUUCCAGCAGCGCAAGAAGAAGAUCAAACGUGAGGAAGUGGAGAGGCUGGUCAGAGACGUGGAGGAGGAGUACUCAGACAAGUUCUCAGAGGACACCAAGUCCCUCUGCAAAAUGCUGCUGGCCAAAGAGCCCAGUGAGAGGCUGGGCUGCCAGGGGGAGGGUGCUACGGAGGUGAAGGCCCACCACAUCUUCCGAUCCAUCAACUUUAAAAGGCUGAAGGCUGGCAGGCUGAAGGCCCCCUUCACCCCUGAUCCCCAGGCCAUUUACUGUAAGGACGUACUGGACAUCGAGCAGUUCUCCACGGUCAAGGGGGUGGAGUUAGAGCCCAAAGAUGACUCCUUCUACUGUAAAGUGUCCACAGGCAGCGUGUCCAUCCCCUGGCAGAUGGAGAUGAUCGAGUCUGAGUGCUUUCAGGAGCUCAAUGUGUUUCACACAGACGGGACAGUUCCCCCGGACCUGGACUGGAGAGGACAGCCCUCGCCACCACCCAAGCAAGGGCUGCUGCAGAGGCUCUUUGGGAGACAGGACUGUUGUGGGAACUGCAGCGACAGUGACGAAGAGCCCACCAGGCUGUGACUGAGCUCCCUCCUACCAACUACACCAAGGAUCUCAUUUGUUUACAAAUUUUGCACAUUUGUAUCUUUAAGAUAGUUCUAUAUAAAUAUUGGAAUGUAUAUUUUCAGUAUAUAGCCAUAAAGUCCAUGUCAUUUAAAUGUAAUCAUUAUUCAGAACCCAUCAUAGGAGGCAACAACAGGUAAGCCUAACACUGCUAUGUGGUCACCCCCCCAAUCUGUUGAUAGUGUUGUCAGCUUUUCUUUCUAAUUUUCUUUCUAUUUUAAAAAAUGUCGACCGUGCUCAGAUUGCUAAGUGUUUCUGAAUGGGGGAUGAAUGAAAAGUGUACGUCCACAACUAUUUUUAUAUUUAUAUUUUAUUUACUUCAUGUAAUUCUAGGCAAUCAAAUUAGGAAUGUUGUGUGAACUGUAAGCUUAAAGGAAAUUGAAGACUAAGGUGAACUUUUGGUAUGAGGUGAUACAUUAUGUACAUUCUAGGGUUCAAUCUAGAGACACUUGAUAUAAACCAAAUAGAUAUAACUUAACAAUGCAUAUGUAAGUGCAAACAAGUGUAUAAUUUGUGACACUCGCCUCUAAAGUCCUAAGUGUGUCUUCCAAUGAAUCUGAGUUUAGGUAGAAAGCAUGUUAGUUCCCAACCAUAUUAGGAGCUAGAGAAGUGAAUUGACAAAAAAAAAAAACUUAAUUGUAGUACAGUCAUUCAGUUGUAAGAAAUGACCUUUUUCAUAAGACGUGGAUAGCCGAGAAUGGCCUUGAGUUUCCUCUACCAUGACAUCCUCUAGAUGGCUACACGUUUGUCACGGAGCACUUGAGUUUAAUUAAGCAAUGCACUUAUGACCAAACCGGUUUGUUUUCAUCCUCCAAAUAUUUUUUAGGAUUAAUUCCUUCCCAUUCAAGGUUCCUUUGAUGGUUUAUGGUACUCUAUAUAAUUACCAUAUUUUAUCAAAUCUAACAAAGCUGUCUGUCAAGUAGGUUGAGACCAUGCUGCGUCUCUCUCCCUCUGCUGUACCUCGUGUUCCUUUGCCGUGCUGAUGUGUUUCUCUGCAUCGUGUAACUCAGUGGGAUUCUCCUUGUAAAUGUGGGACUAUAAUAGGACUGAGGGACUGAGCUCCCUGACAGACUAUGGGUCUAUGGUAUCACCCUCUGAACCCUCCUUACCAGAGACUCUAUCAGACUGAGGAAGAAGAAGGUUCAACGGGGAAGGGAGGGGUCACCGAGAGGUCAAACCAUCUCAAUGUAAAGCUCAGCACUCUUACGGAAAUUGGAAGAGACUCCCAAACUCCUCCUACCAUCCUCGUCUCUCAUUAUCAAAUCAUGUUUUAUCGUAUGUGAUUCUCAAAUUAACUUGCCUACAUUCCACUCUAUACCGUACUGUACAGUGUAAAGUUAUGCUACUUUUGUUUAUUUUGCAAUGUUUUUUUUACCAGUGUAAAGUUACAACUACAACAACAAUAACAGUUCCACCAUGAAACUAGAAUAGGACUGAAAGUAAGAUUAGUAUGAUUUCUCUUUACGAUGUGCUCCUGAGCCAGGCUUACACACUGUGAGAGGAGGGAGGGCUUCUGUCUGUCUCUGCAUCCAUGAAACACCUCUGACACUUUCUUUUUGCAAUGCACUGAUGUUUUUUGUGUGUGUGUACGCAUGUGUCCAUAUGUUACCAUAACCACUAGACUCUGUACCCACUUGGCACAAACUGGUCAAGUCAACGUUGUUUCAACGUAAUUUGUCAACGUAUUGUGACGUGGAAAAUACAUUGGAUUUGAAAAAAGUAAUCAACUGUUGUAAUUUCAACCACAGGAAUAUAUCAUCAUAAUAACCAAUUUUCUAAAUAUGUUGAAUUUGUACCUUUGAAACAACAUCAGAUCUUCAACAUAAUGUCCACUAUAAGAAAACAACUGUAGGCAGGGGGGAGGGGAGGGUUCUACUAAGCUAACAUAGGGAAUUGUUUUAAGAUAGCUAAAUUAUCCAUCAUAUGACUAUUUGAUUCAGAAUUGUAGGACCCCUGUAGGUAUCCCCCCAUUGAUUUUGGCCUUCACCACUAUAGUGCAUUGAGUAACACAUUCAUAUGUGGGAAAACAGACAGAUAAGGAAUAAGGUUUUUGAUGUCUGUCCUAUUUAUAGGAGAUAUAAGAAAGCUCAGGAAAUAUUUUUGUUUUUUGAACACAUUUAACCCCUAUUAUUGUUGGCACAAAACUAACUCUAACCUUCCGUUCAUUUUUUAAAACUGGUACUGGGUUACAUUCAGACCGGUCCCGUGACACUUGUGGGGAUCGUAGAGCAAAACCAGUGUGUUCUUUAGUUUCAUCUUUCCAUAGAGUGGUUAUAUUCGUUAGUAGGCCAAACCGUUCAGACGUUUUUGUAAGAAGACCGAUUUUUGGGAUGUGUCCUGGUCUGACAAACAGCGCCGUAGCUCUGCCAUUUUCUACUGCAGUGGCGGAAGGCCGACAUAGGCGGAUACAGUGGAUUGAGAUGCAACCCAUGCAAAAAAACUAACUGAUGGAUUUUGAUUGGGAUUCUUUUGUUUGUUAAUUAGAUUGACGCACUUAAGGAUAUUUUUACCAAGCCCAGCCCUGCUAAACGUUGAUAUUUGUCACCGAUUGUUACUAAUGUGCUAUCGUGAGAAUGAUUGUUGAUUAGCAACAGUGAAUCUAUCAAAGUCAAGGGUAGGUAUAACAGAGCAAAUGAAAUAUGACCAUAUAUCAUCAAUGAUGAUAUUUAGGCCUAUAUAGCAUUUCUAAAGUCAUCAACAGCUAUUGUUUCAAUUCAACACAGGAUUCAAGCUUUGGUUGAUUUCAAAUGGAAUCUACAAGUUAGUAAAAUAUAAAGUUGGAUUCAUGUCUCCAUCUCAACCAAAAAUCUAAGUUAAACAAUGACUAAAUUAAAUCAAACUGUAUUUAAAGUGCAUUUAAUGUUUCAUCUGAUUUAGCCCUAUUAAUUCAAAUUGUAAGUAUACAUUUGUAGACAAACUGGAAUUAAAGCCAGACCGUGGCACGGACGAAACUAUCCAAGGACACAUCUCCUUCAAAUGUCUAUAUUUGGUUGCGUUGACAACCAAGCACAAUUCAAUAUUUUUGCAAUACAGUAAAUAUCCUAUUAACUUGUCAAUCAGUUAACAAAUUAAUUGUGUGAUUCAGGUCUUUAUCUCAACAGAAAAUAAAAGUUAGAGAAUAGGAUUAAGCCAGUGGCUCAGAUGGAACUAUACAAGCAGCAGAUAUUUCCUUUAAAUGUUUAUUUGUUUGCGUUGUCAACCAAACACAAUUCAAUAUUGCUUUUGUAAUACAGUAAAUAGCUUAAAGUUAUCUUACAAACUAAAGUAACACUAUUUAUUCAACUUUAAAAUGAGUAUCACAUCCCUGGCCACAUUGAGGUUACUGUAACAAUAAAUGUCUUAUGUAAUCAUAGAAAGUGUGCAUGUUCAAGAUAGCAUGCAAAUGUCGCAGGUCUGUGGAGAUUUCCUUGCCCUGGCUACCCAAACCCUUUGCUCCAGCCAAACGUUACGCCAUGCCCACAAACGUUAGUUUGUUCUCCGCAAUGAGUCUGGAUCUGUGUACCUCCCUGACGAUUUCUAGAAUUCUCCACGUUGAGAUUACAUGGUGUGCAAAGUGGGUACCCACGUAUGCAAGAACUGGUUAAAUCAAUGUUGUUUCCACAUCAACGUGAUGUUGAAUUAACGUGGAAAACUGACUGGAUUUUUCACCCAACUUUUAUUCUAAAUCCAAUGACAUGGUGAGAUUUUGUGUUGAAUUCACAGUUGACAACUCAACCAAAUGUAACUCAACUAGAUGUGGAACUGAUGUCUGUGCCCAGUGGGUAAGGUACUGCUCAUGAUGAGUGAACAUGCUACUGUACUAAAGGGAGUUCUCUGAACGUUCUCUGAAUGUCAGGAGGUUGUCUAAAUCUCUGUUAGCUUCCCAAGCCCAACAGGAGAGCACUAAACAACAGGUUUUGACAGUGGGUAUGAGAACAGUUACAUUUGACCAAACACAUACUUAAUUUUUACCUCAGUAAAGAAUGCCGUAGUUAGUAGAGUACCAACAAUUAAAGCACUGAAAGGGAUGAAUACAACAUAAGUCAAACUACAAUAUACACUACAUGGCCAUAAGUAUGUGGACACCCCUUCAAAUUAGUUGAUUCGGCUAUUUCAACCACACCCGUUGCUGACAGGUGUAUAAAAUCGAGCACACAGCCAUGCAAUCUCCAUAGACAAACAUUGGCGUUAAAAUGGCCCAUACUACUGAUGAGCUCAGUGAAAUCAACGUGGCACCGUCAUAGGAUGUUACCUUUCCAACAUGUCAGUUUGGAAAAUUUCUGCCCUGCAAAACUGUAAGGGCUGUUAUUGUGGAAAGCCGCGAAUUGGUAGGCCACACAAGCUCACAGAAUGGGACCACCGAGUGCAUGAAGCACAUAGCGCGUCAAAAAAUCAUCUGUCCUCGGUUGCAACGCUCACUACUCAGUUGCAAACUGCCUCUGGAAGCAACGUCAGCAAAUUACUGUUUGUCGGGAGCUUCAUGA